Giardia duodenalis is the source of this 3813-nucleotide messenger RNA. RefSeq lists its product as uncharacterized. Lineage: Eukaryota; Fornicata; Diplomonadida; Hexamitidae. The transcript has a single exon. The record is from RefSeq and is a predicted model, not a curated record. Bases 1 to 3813 code for a protein of 1270 amino acids.
AUGAUUGGGUUCGCUUCUAGGCAGGAGAGGAGUAUUGUUCUGGGGGACCAGCAUCUCUACUGGACCAUCAUACGUAAUCCAGGUUUCCUUUCCCCCCUUGAUCAUGCCAUUCAGUCGGCAGACAUCCUCCGUUUACUUAAGACCCAAGGCUUUCUGCAAGCUUUAGAAACAGAGCAGGAUAGUGUAAUAGCAUUUCUUACUACGAGGCAUAGCAUUCAUAUGAUCCUAAGCACACUGCUUCAGGACAUUCAGCCGCCACUAAGGGCUAUUACAAAGCUGUCAGAGGCAUGCCCUAGGUCUAAAUAUACGGAAGCUGAUAUCAUUGCCAUAGAUAAUCUACUUCAGACUGCGCGGUUUGGCACCAAGUUUUACGACGUCCUUCUGCGUUCUGAGGAGCUCCCCAAGUUCUUUAGCCGUUGGGUAGAAAGCGAUAUGUGCCUAAUUCCCCGUCAAUCUGAGCGAUUUGCAUCCUUUAUUAAGUAUAUCGUCUGGCACGAAAGCCGUCGCAUGCAAUUCAUUGAAGUCCUUUCUUCCGCCUUGUCCAAGCCGCAGUGGGACAGCCUUCUUAUGUGCACUUGUAACCACCAUGUGGUAGACUCUCUCACUGCAAUCUUCCAAAUCUGCAUGCCUCUUGGCGAUACCGAUACUGAUAAGACCCUUGCAGCUCGGGCUUAUGCAGUCAUAGGGCCCCACUUUCAACUCAAUGAUGUUCUAGUGUGCGAGCUUGCUCGCUGCAUAGAACGCGGGAGUGUUGGCUACCUUGAGUCGAUGAGAUUCGAGAGCCUCUGCGCGUUCAUUUCCGAAAUGAUACCCUACAAUCAUCCCCUACUGCAGUCCAGCUUUUAUAGCUGUAUCUGUACCCUGGCUCAGUUUCUUUUUCGAGAUAGCCUGGUGAUAACAGAGUCCAACGAGUACGUUCAUGCCACUCUAAACGCGAUUGGAACGACAGUUGUUUCAGCGAUGAGCUUUCUUAUGCGGUCUACACACAGCUACUUACGGAAGCCUGAGGUGAUCGCUGAAGUCCAAAGCCUACUCUGUCAAUACAGCAAUUCCCAAGAGUUGUAUACUUCGAAAAGAAGCAAUAGAACUCCGCAGCUGAACGAUAAAAAGUAUCAUGCAGUAGAUUACCGAGCUGCCACCAGUUCCUUUUCGGUGAAUUCUACGAUAAUGGAUAGCUCUGAUUUGGAGCGAUGUUUACGGUCUAGUGUUGAACCUUCCAAGAAGGUGUCUAGAUUAACAAGUCCAUUUGUUAGGCGUUUACAGAACAAGGUGCAUAGUGGUGCUGAUUCUAGAGAGAGCUCAGCAUCCCUGUGCCUCACCCUCACACGGUUGCAGCCAGCUGUUCUCGACCAACUUCAAGCAAUGAUACCGCACGCAUCUGUGCUCUCUAUGCUUUGGGAUCUUUUUUCUGAUAAAAAUGAGCAGCUUGUCGAGUAUUGCUACGCUAAUUAUGUCAAAUAUAUCUUGCACUUUUAUGAAGACGACGAGAACCAUAUAGGACGGAUCCGUCAAAGCCUAGAGUCUACCCUUUCUACAACAGGCUUUUCAAGCAGUGAGAAGAGCGUGUCGGACUACGAGUCUAAACUAAGUUAUCAGUCAGCAGAUUGUACCUAUGAGAAAAGUGAGUCUUCUAGGUCAGCUGCUGCUACGUACCAUCCUGUUAUAGGCAGACCUGUCAACCGUGUAUUAACAGCGUCGUCUGCGGUCAGUGAUAUCGGUCAACCUUUUGUAGAUGCAGGUGCAACAGCAAUUCACACGGCAGAGCCUGUCAUUGAUCAUAGAGACCAGUCCUAUCUCUGUGCUAGCCCACCGAUCUCACACUCCCGGUCUCUCUCAUAUGCAGGGAAAGGCAAAUUUAAGGGUCUCCGUCGGCCAGAGAAAGACGGCUUCUCGCUUUCAAAUAAUAGCUUCACCAACAUAUACAGACUCAGCAACCAAUGCGAGCAGUCAUCCUUCGAUCAGGUCUUCCCCUCAGAUGAAGAUUCAAACCGGCGACAAAGAUCCGCCACUAGAUCAAAACCGAUCAAGCCCAAGAAGCUUUUAUCACGAUACAACCCUUUUAUAAAGGCUCACAGAACUGACUAUCUCCGUGGCCUACAGGAAGAGCUAAACCAGACUUGCCAACUCUUUCUCAACAAGACUCCGGAGCCCCUUCAGCUCUCUCUUAUCAUCCGUCUCAACUACCUAGCACGCAUCUUAUCCAUUGUAGCAGAUGUGCGUUGCUUGCAAUACUUUACUUCUUCAGAUAGGGAGCCGAUUUCCGCAUUCAACAACUCGGUACGGCAGCCGGAUGAGUCUAUAGGCUAUAUGGCCAACUACUCGGCUGAGCUCCCGCCGACGGCAGAGUGUGGUUGUGGAGGACCAUCAGAAGUCUUAUUGAGAGAUCUCUUUGACUUCUACGAUAGUUAUCAAAUGCCAUAUAGUCCUUUAGAGUUGUCUGCUCAACUUCUCAAGAUAAAGCACCUCUUCCCAUUGAUUGACUGUCUCGGGCCAGUAUACAGAAACUCCCAUAUGGUGAACUUAUUAGCCAAUCGCUUUCGGUAUUGCGCGCUGGACCUUAGCACAUUCUAUCCAGAGCUGCUUGGGAUCCUGUUCCCUCUUACCGUUGAGAGAUAUGAUAGCUUUACGGCAGCAAUUGCCAUGUCCUCUUCUCCUGAACUAAGACGCUCUACCUUCUGUGCCCAUCUCUUGAGCAGCGUCAGAGCCAUGUUGCGAAAGGCAGCAGGAAUCACCGAUGAGGAUCUAUACAAGAGCCGCUUUGUACAGCUCCAAACCUUUGCGACCACGUUGAAUAUUGCACCAGAGCCUGCUACCGAUUUCCCGAUAACUCCUGUGGCCCCUACCAAACACCUCCGAGGGUUCACUGACUCUCAGCUUGGAAGGGGGGCAAAAAGAGCUUCUGGAGAGGUCCGCUCAAUGGUGCAGUCAACUCUGCAAAUGGAUAGGAAACCAUCGCGGUCUAUCUUAGGCAUGUGCGGAAGGUCUGAUCGAUACCAGAACAGUAGCAUAGACUUUACCCAGUCUGAACUAAUUUCCGUAAGCAGCCCCACACAACAGCACCGUACAGGAAAGCGAGAAAUGGGCCUGCCGUCUAAUAAUGUAGAGGAUUCUUCCCUCAACUUCGCCACCAAUUCUAUUGCAGAGUGGGAGAACGUCAAGUCUCCCAGCUCAUCUGCUCGCAAGAAGAAGUCCAUGAAGUUCGGGCUUUCAUUGGAUCUUCCAUCCGAUCCUAAUCCGCCGAGAGAGGUAGUGGUCCCAUGGACUGUCAAAGAACUCUUUGAUAUCAUACGCGAUAGCAAAGUAUCUACCGAUGCUAUCGAUCGGAGGUGCCUUGACAUAUGUAUGAAGCGGAAGGAUGUUCAGCUACUUAACAAGCUCUACUUAAAUACUGCCUGCAAGCAACGAAACUUUGCAGAUGAUCAUGGCAACUUCAUGUCUGCUAUGCUUUCGUACAAUCGCCCCGAUAGCGCAGAAGAUGAACAGCAAAGCAUCUUCACGGAGUCCUUCAUCUUGGAAGUUCGUGAAAAGAGACAGAGGAGCCGAGAGCCCAAAACACAAUUACCGACCACAGCCCAGCAAAUUAAAGCCCAAAGGGAGAUCGACCUCGACACGCUCUUAUCCGAUUCUGUAAUUAGAAUUGGAACCAACUCUACAGACAAUCCUCAGAAGCUAUCAGUCACAGGAAGCACACUGCGGCUAACAACCCAGGAGAAGAGCGGCGAAGACCCACCUGUUUGCGUGCGGCGUCUAACACAUAACGAUGAUAGCGACUACCUUAAUAUGUUCAAGGAUAUUUGUGACGAGCAGGCCUAG